AUGGGCGAGUCUGGGACUGCAGCAUCCGCCGAGGCGGACGGGUCAGAGGCUUCUAAGAAAGAUCUACCUCCCGUGGUAGAAAUAGAUCCUUCUGGCGAUAUCGUCUUGGAUGUAACCUUUGAGACUUCUGCCAGCACUCUCAAUAAAACCCGCAAAGCCGAACUUGCUGCCAGCAGGAAAGCUGGUACUCAGCCCCCUGACCGCUCAACUCUCAAGUCAAAGGUCAGGGUGGGAUACCGAGUUAAUCUGGCGGCUCUAAAGAAGCACUCAAAGUACUUCUCAAAUCUUCUUUCUAAUUCUCAAUUCAGAGAAGCCAAGCUGAUCUUGGAUAUACACGAAAAGCUCGCUCAGCUGAAGAUCAACGCCAACGAGGCUGAUGUCCAUGACCUACCCUGGAUUCCAAUCACCGACGAUGAUGACGCAACUAAAGCUGCUGGACGUGAGAACGCCAUGGAAGAUUUACUCAAUAUCAUACAUCAGCAACCCACGAAGACGUCUCGUGGAACCAUGCCAUACAUCACUACUCUGGCAAUCGUUGCCGAUCGCUUUGAUUGUGUAGCGGCUGUAGCUCGUGUUUUGAAUACAGAUCUCAAGUUCAGGUGGCCAUUGACAUCGAACAAACCUCUCAGAAGUGAGGACGGACGAGCUACAGAAACAGAGCAAGUGUUGCGCCAGAAGAUCCUAGUUGCGUGGCUACUGGGACAACCCAUGCGUCUACAACAGGCAACUCGGGAAAUCAUCAUGAGAGGAUCAAGCCUUUGGAGCGAGUUUCACGAUCAAGAUACCACUAUGACAGCUGCAUGGUGGAACCUACCUGAUGGUUUAGAGGAGGAGCUACGGCAUCGGCGCGAGUGUAUUCUCAACACCGUCUCUUCUGUUCAACGCCAUUUCCUCGCCCUGUUUUCUUCUCGCGAAAGACAGUGUAAACUUGGUUAUGACUCGAGUGCGGCAUGUGACUCUUACCAGCUUGGUCAAAUGCUGAAAUUUUUCGUGAACAAAAACCUGCUGUUUCUCGUGGACUACAGCCCGGCGUCUUUGAACAUGGUGCCAGACACUGCCAUGAUUGAGAUCGAGGAACUAUUGUCUACACUUCAGCAGUGCCCGAGUUACCAAGUCGAUAAACAUCACACAAACUGUGGUUUGCGAACUCGUCUUGAACCAAUCUUGAUCUACAUGCGGUCCAUGCUUUCAGCAAACGUCAUCUCGAUUCCUUAUGCCGACUGGAAGAAGCGGCCGACCGAUACCUCGUGGCUGGCCCAGAAGGAACAUGAAGCCGAUGAUAGAGACAGCGCACCCAAGAAGUUUCAGUUUACACGAGCCAUUGCCAACGAUCAGAGGUUACGUUACGAGGGAGCUCUUUAUGUUGAUAAGAUGGCAAAGGCUAUGUUUUUGGCAGAUGAAUGGGAUUGGACCCCUGAAACCUGA
Molecule: messenger RNA, 1425 nt
Organism: Fusarium pseudograminearum CS3096
Lineage: Eukaryota; Fungi; Ascomycota; Sordariomycetes; Hypocreales; Nectriaceae
Exons: 2
Coding region: 1-1425 (474 amino acids)
Source: RefSeq, a predicted model, not a curated record